AUGGCGGAGAACAUUGCUUUUAGGGGCAAAUCCACAGAUGACCCUAACAAGCAUAUCACUAAGUUCAUUCAGAUUUGCAACACAACAAAGAUGAAUGGAGUGACAGAUGAACAGGUUCGACUAAGGCUGUUUCCUUUCUCUUUAGAGGAUUCUGCAAAGGACUGGUUAGAGAGUUUGGAGCCAGGAUCAAUUAGAACAUGGGAUGCUAUGGUGGAAAAAUUCUUGGAGAAAUUCUAUCCCCCUAGUGAAGCUAUAAAGAGGCAACACGAGAUCAUUGCCUUUCAGAUGACUCCUGCAGAGAAUAUCAGAGACUCAUGGGGGAGGUUUAAAUCUUUGAUGAAACGGUGUCCCAACCAUGGGUUAACCCCGACAGUUCAAGUCAUUACAUUUUUCAAGGGAUGCGUGCCUGAAGCACAACGUGAGUUGAACUUGAACUCAGGCGGUAAUUUUCUCACAAAAGGAGUGAGUGAAGCCAUGGAAGUGAUUGAGGAGCUCGUAUCUAAUGACGAAGGAUGGAGCAACGAAAGGAGUAAGGUGCAUAGGGUGGCUUCUACUACAGAUCAUGAUCCUAUGAGUGCCCUAUCCGACAAGUUGGAUGCGUUGACCAUGAAAUUUGAUUGCAUGAUAAUGGGAAAACCGUGUCAAGAGCCCCAAGGAAGUAUGGAGGACGUGAACUAUGUGAAUCAAGGGGGCAACAACAGGUACUACAAUAAUCCAGGCCCCAACUUUCAUGGUGGAGGAUAUAAUCAGUACGGGAACACGGGGCAUCCCAAUCUCUCAUAUGGGAACCCCAAUAAUGCUCUGCAACCACCCCCAGGGUUCACAGUUACAGAUGGAGUGAUUAAUGAUCCAAAGAAGAUGACCACAGAAGACAUACUCAAGUCUUUCAUGCUACAGACCAACAAGCUCAUAGAGCAGAACAAUCAAAGGAUGGAGAAGGUUGAGACAGAUGUGCAAGGUAUGUCCACCCAUUUGAAGAACAUUGACAUACAGAUAAGCCAGAUUUCCCAGACUGUGAGUACUAUUACUCAACCAGGAAAAUUCCCUUCUACCACCAUCAUCAAUCCCAAGGACUGCAAAGCUAUACAUAUGAGGAGUGGAACAAGCUAUGAGGGACCUUCAAUGCCAUCCGAGAAUGAGGGUAGAGUAGCAGAAAAGAGAGCUGAAGAGGAGGAAUUGGUCGAAGAAAAUGAGACUGUGCAGAUUUCUACUCCACCUAAGGAGAAAAUGGCUACACAUUCACCUACACCACCUACAGCUCAUACUCCAGCUGAAGUGAGGAUCCCUUAUCCUCAACGUGUUCAUAAGAAGAAGACAGAUGCUGAGUUUUCAAGGUUCUUAGAUAUCUUUAGGAAGAUUAACUUGAAUAUCCCAUUGGUGGAGGCACUUCAAGAAAUGCCUACAUAUGCAAAGUUCCUAAAAGAUGUGCUCUCCAAGAAGAAGAGGUGGACUAACUAUGAGACGGUGAAUAUAUCUGAAAACUGUAUUGCCAUAAUUCAGAAAAAGCUAUCGGCCAAGCUUAAAGAUCCUGGCAGUUUCAACAUCUCAUGCGUCAUUGGAAAUGACAGACAGACAAAGGCACUUUGUGAUCUGGGGGCGAGCAUAAAUUUGAUGCCAUUAUCGUUUUUCAGAAAGAUGAAGAUCGGCACUCUCAAGCCGACAACAAUCACACUGCAGAUGACAGAUAGAACCGUCACCUAUCCUAAAGGAAUUGUUGAGGACGUUCUUGUGAUGGUACACGACUUCAUAUUUCCCGUCAAUUUUGUAGUGUUGGAUAUGGAAGAAGACGUGAAUGUACCGCUUAUCCUGGGGCGUCCAUUCCUUGCAAUGGGAAAAGCAUUGAUAGAUAUAGCAAAAGGAGAGCUCACUCUUCAUAUGGGCAACAAACGCCACAUCUUAUCUAUCUACAAUGCUAUGAAGAGUCGUGAGGAAGAGGAACUUGUUAUGAAGAAUGAGUGCAAAGUUGUGCAUGUUGUAGAGGUCCAAAAGGCACAAGAAAUGGAGUCCACAUUUGGGGAUUUUUCUUUGCCGCAAUGGAUGUUUGGUUCAUGUGGUGGAUCAAGUUCUAAAGAAGAGACUGCAUUAAAUCCUAAAGUGAAAGAGAAGAAAACAAAAGCUGAAAAUUCACCCAAAGUGGAAACCAAAAUUUCUGAUGGAGCUCUGAAAAAUACUUGGUGGAAGAAGAGAUUGGCCAGAUCAUAUGCUUCCAAGAUUGACAGAAAGUCUAACAUCACCAGUUAUGGCGUGACAUGA
Molecule: messenger RNA, 2253 nt
Organism: Salvia splendens (bonfire salvia)
Lineage: Eukaryota; Viridiplantae; Streptophyta; Magnoliopsida; Lamiales; Lamiaceae
Exons: 1
Coding region: 1-2253 (750 amino acids)
Source: RefSeq, a predicted model, not a curated record